AUGUUUGGUACAAUAUUACAAUCUACAAGAAUAUUCAGUAAUAGAAAUAUAUCUUUUGUAAAUCAACCAAUCGUUCAAAAUGCUUUGAGAUCAGGUGUUAGUAGAUUAUAUUCGACUAAUAAUAAUAAUAAUGGAGAAAAUGUUGUCAAAUUAAGAAAUGUACUUAAACAAUUCUAUCAGUUGGUACAUCCAGAUACACUUGCAAACUACCCAAGUGAAAAGAAAGUAAAUUCACAUAAUAUGAAAAUCAUUAUGGGUGUCAUUGAUCAAUACAAGAAACGUCCAGUACCAGAUCCAAGUACUAAACCUGUGGCUCAUCCACUGACUUUCUUUAUGAUCGACAAGUAUGCAGAGACCAGACCAAAUGAAUUGGCACCUUUGAAGCGUGUAGAUAUAGAGGUGAUUGAGAACUCUCGUAAUCCAAAUCAAGUACCAGACCAACUGUCGAAAUUGUUUGGAAUGUGUCACCUCCCAACCAAAUUCAUCACGGAAAUCGACCAAGUCGAUAACUUUAAGCAACCAAAGAUUAAUGGUUCCAUCAAAGACUACUUAUUGGACAAUCGUUACGCCGCCAAACAAAUGUUGGUCGACUCUGAGAAACAAAAGCGUGACGUCGAGAACACUCUCAGAAAGUUGCGUCGUGAACUCGCCGUUCAACUCCAGAUGAACGUCAACCCAGCGGAAACCAGCUUUUCAUUCCAAGAGAAUCUCAAUGCACUCCAGGAGUUCACCGAUGCCUACUUGGCAGUGGCAGCUGAAGUACCAGAGAAACACAGACGUCUCUUCAAAUCGCUCCAAUUCAACUUGAACUAUGCAGAGAUCAACUACACCUCCAACGAGCCAGUGGUCUAUUUGGAUCGUGGAUCACCGGAGACUUGGGCAGGUUACUUGAGACGUUUGGAUUUCAACGAAAUCGAAGAUCAAGUUCGUCAAGAGAAAGAAGAGAAUCAGAAAAAGGUGGCAUCAUUCACCAAACAAAAGAAAGAAUUCGAUACUAACGCUAAAGAGCUAGAGAAAUUGCUUAGAGUCAGAACUGUUACCUGGCAAUACCACGACGAUCCAAACGACGAUCCAAAUCACUACCUUGGUUUACACGAUCAAAUGGAUCUCUGUCAAAGUUUUACAGGAAUGCUAUUAAAGAACAAAUUAGCAAUUCAAAAGAUUAUGAAACAUGGUAAUUACAAGUUCAGUAGAUUAACAGUAGGUGUUGCACCAAACUUGAGAAAAUCAAAGUUUUACAUUGAAAUGGAUGGUAGUUUGAAGGUUUCAACCAGAUGCAGCUUUGAAGAUUUCAUGGAGAUUUUGAUAGAUCAAUACGAUAAUGCUAUUAAAGUACAAAAAGAGAGUGAGAAGAUCGAACAGAUGCGUGAUUACGUUCAGGUCAGACUUGGUUUGAGAGAAUUAACCACUCUCAACGCAUUCAUUUAUAGUGAGGGUUAUGAAAAAGUAUUCAAGGCCUAUCAGAAACUCUACGAGCAAUCCGAGAAACUGAGGAACUUGGAAUUGAACGGUCUUUCGAUUAUCAUUGCAGAUUACUAUUCAAUCUCUAGAACCGGUGAGAUUUAUAUUAAACAUGACUUUAGUGUCGAAGAUUUCAUUGCAGCCUUGUCAGCUCCAACAUCAGAAUUACAACAAGAACCAGAACAACAACAAUUGGAUUUAAAUAACAUUUUAAUGAAUGAUCAACAAGCACAACAAACACAACAACAACAACCAAUGAAUUAA
Molecule: messenger RNA, 1725 nt
Organism: Heterostelium album PN500
Lineage: Eukaryota; Evosea; Eumycetozoa; Acytosteliales; Acytosteliaceae
Product: DUF4460 domain-containing protein
Exons: 4
Coding region: 1-1725 (574 amino acids)
Cellular component (GO): mitochondrion
Source: RefSeq, a predicted model, not a curated record